Messenger RNA from Eleginops maclovinus (Patagonian blennie), 4802 nucleotides. It is a transcript of the gene pipox, whose product is annotated as pipecolic acid oxidase. The record is from RefSeq and is a predicted model, not a curated record. Gene Ontology annotation, molecular function: L-pipecolate oxidase activity; sarcosine oxidase activity; flavin adenine dinucleotide binding. The coding region runs from base 166 to 1368 and encodes 400 amino acids. NCBI's taxonomy places the organism in Eukaryota, Metazoa, Chordata, Actinopteri, Perciformes, Eleginopidae. Gene Ontology annotation, cellular component: peroxisome. The transcript has 9 exons.
UGAGAGUAAAGGAAAGCCCUCCGAGUCCGGCCUCAUACCGCUAAGGUGAUCAUACCAAAUACCUGCCUGGCUUUGGUGGCCAAUCCCCGGGUCAAUCUGUCCCCGGAAAUGUCAAAUAUGCUUUAAAAACACAUAGCAAGGGGAAAUAACAUUAUAACAAAGUUGAUGUUUCAAUGGCGUGGUGCUUGUUCGCAGCAAUACAAUUAUUGUGGCCUUAGCGUUAGCAGCCUUCUUCUUCUUCUUCGUAAUUGCCGGCUAAAUUCUGAAUACAUAACUCGUUUCAGUGUGGACCACACAAGUGUUUUAAACCAGUUUGUCCUGCCCCACACACGAGGAAGCUCCCAUGGCCAAACCCGCAUCAUCCGCAAGGCCUACGAGCAAGACUUCUACACCCACAUGAUGGAUGAGUCCUACCAGCUGUGGUCCCAGCUGGAGAAGGAGGCGGGUGUCAAACUGUACAGACAAACAGGCCUGCUGGUGAUGGGACCAGAGAACAGUGAGAGUUACCUGCUGUAUAAAAACACCAUGGAGAGGAACAAUGUCCCCAUGGUGAUUCUGAGUCCUGACAAGUUCAGCCAGCACAUCCCCAAUGUCGUCCUGGCUGAGGGAGAUGGAGCGCUGGUGGACAUAAAUGCUGGAGUCCUUUAUGCUGACCGGGCACUCAAGACUGCACAGGGGCAGUUUCAGAAGCUGGGUGGGGUCAUAAGAGACAAGGAGAAGGUGACGGACAUCACGCCUGGCCCUGUUGUGACAGUUACAACCUCUGCUGGUGUUUACCGAGCCAAGAGCUUGGUAAUCACCACUGGACCCUGGGCUAAAAAAGUGCUGGCCAACAUUGGAUUACAGUUGCCACUAGAGGUGGUGAAGAUCAACGUGUGCUACUGGAAAGAGAAGGUUCCUGGAACAUAUGACGUGAAUAAGCGCUUUCCCUGCUUCCUGCUGACUGAGGGCGUGGAGUCUAAUAGCCACAUCUACGGCCUCCCGUCCAACGAGUACCCCGGGCUGGUUAAGAUUUGCUACCAUAUAGGAGGUCCGACAGACCCAGACCAGAGAGACAAGCAGACAAGCAGGUUUGAUAUCGACAUCCUCAAACGCUACAUAGCCCGCUGUUUUCCUGGCCUCAUCCCAGAUCCAGCUGUGGUGGAGAGCUGCAUGUAUACGAUGACGCCUGACAGUCAUUUUGUGCUGGACUGCCACCCUGCCCACAGCAACAUUGUGUUUGGAGCCGGAUUCUCAGGUCACGGCUUCAAGUUCGGACCAAUCAUUGGCAAGCUCCUGUGUGAACUCAGCCUGGGAGAAGUGCCCUCCUAUGACCUGUCACCUUUCCGAAUCAGGCGCUUCCAGGAAAACACCAAAUCAGCUUUAUAGAGCUGGACCUGAUAAGCCAAGCAUAAACAAAUCAAGUUGAAUUUUAGCUGCAGUAUGAUUUGAGAUGGUAAUUUAGCCCUUAGUUUUUUAAACACAAAAUGACAAAUGUUUCGUCUGCUGCUUUUAUGUGAAGAAAUCAGUAUGUGUUUCCACCUCCGCAAUGUGAAAUCAGAUGUGUAGCUCUAAUGCAGCAUGAAGGUCAGUGUGUUCUUACGCAGUUAGGUUAACAGUCUGCAGCUUUUUGAUGAUUGAAAACAACUCUGGUGUCUGUACGCUGAAUAUAAAGCUACAGCAGUGGUUAGCUUAGCUUGCAUUGGCAUGGAAGUACAGGAAAACACAUAAUGGAGCCUGGCUCUGUCAGAAAAGGUUGCUACCAGCACUUUCACAAUUUGCUCAUGAAAGUUGCUCAUUGGCAUGUUACGCUAAAGAAGCCUGACUCUCAAAAACAAAAACAUCUGAACAUUCAAGGGUUUUUAUUAUCAUGUGCACAGUCACUACAGUGUAGUUAUGGCAUUGAAAAUCUUAGGUCCCGAGCUCCUACAACAGUGCAACAUAUUAUAAAAGGACAUAAAACAAAACAAUAAUAAAAUAGGAAUAGAAAUAAUACAAUAAAACUAACAGUAGUGCAAAAUGAAUAGUGAACAGAAUAUAAACACAUGAUGGCAUGAUGAAAGUGAUGAAGUUUAUUCAGGAUUCUAUGUACAUGUAGUAGAAUUAAAUAUACAAUAACAGCAUGCAAGAGUUAAGAUUACAUAUUGUACAGUGAUCUACAAUUAAAUACUGUUUGUAAUUAAAUAAAUAGUGCGAUGCAACCAGGGACAUUUUGGGGGUUAUGGAGUCACUUCACAGAGCUCAGGUGUUUAGCAGUCUUAUGGCCUGUGGGAUGAAACUGUCUCUGUCUCUGGUAGUUUUGGUCCUGAUGCCGCCUGCCAGACAGCAGCAGACAGAACAGUUUUUUGCUGGGAUGAUGGGGGUCUUUUAAAAUACUGUGGGUUUUCUUCCUGAGCCGCUGGGUGUAGAGGUCCUCCAUGGAAGGCAGCUCAGUCCUGGUGAUGUGCUGAGCAGUUUUCACCACCCUCUGUAGAGUCUUACGGCUGAAAGCGGCACAACUGCCGUAUCAGGCCAUAAUGCAGCCGGUCAGGAUGCUCGAUGGUGCACCUGUAGAAGUUGCAGAGUAUCCUGGAGUCCAUGUUGAACCUCUGCAGCCUGCGGAGGAAGAAGAUCCGCUGUCGAGCUGUUUUGGUUCAAGGGAUUUUCAUGCCAUCUCCCGCAUAGAGCAUGCGCACGUGGGAUUCUCUUAAGCCCCGCUUCCAAUCCGCUGCCUCACAUUAGUGUACAUUCUGGUCUCGUUCAAUCAAACGAAUGGUAAAGGGAACAUUUUAAUUAGUAUGUUAAUUUACCUAAAAAUGAUUGAUUAUGAUGUGCCUUACACCCAAGUUCUAGUAACAUCAUUUAGCCACUAUGAGAAUUUGCUUUACCCACCAAUUGCAAUUCUUACAGUAGGGGCUUUAUCAACAGACCAACGUUUUCUGGUUUCGCUUUUUUGAAUGAGGAACACAGCCUAUCGCUGCCUGAAGCCACAAGUUAUUUCCUCUCACGCAUUGCACGCUGUUAGCUGUAGACUUUGCGAUGUGUGAAAGUGCCAUUUUUUAAGCCAAGAAGGAUUAAACAUUAGGCGAAACCUUGUUGGAUCUAUUGCAACUAGUUCUUUAAUGUUGGUUUGGUGUGUCAGGGCCUUUAGCCAUUCAAAGGUGGAUAGCAAAGGACCAGUAGGUUCUCAAUUUCAAAAGUGAGAUUCUGUUUUUUUGUAUAUUUCAUGUUGAUCAAAAGUUUCCAUGAGAAAAAGCUUUGUUCACUUUCCUGCGUAAAAUGGUUUCUCAGAGCUACCUGGGUUCUUGUGAGAAAUUGAGACCAAUCAGUGAUAGGUUGUCACCAAGAGCUUUCUAGCUCAGCUACAUAUGGUGCUAUAGCACUAGCAUUAACAGUAGUUCUAUUCACUACCAUUUUAAAGUUGUGAAGUUCACCAUGGUACGCUUUAUCCCCAAUGUGUUAUGACAUUCUACACACAUUAAAGGCAUUUUAUUUGAAGAAAUGACAGAAGAAACAACCUUUUGAAUAAUGGGUCCAGCUGUCCUCAAAAAGAACACAAACCUUAUGUAAUGAACCAGAAAAAAACUAAUUGAUUCUGACCAGAGGAACAACAUCAACAACUACAGUCUAACAGUGUUGUGCAAUUGUAAAUUCAGCCAUCUGUGACAAAUGGUAAUAAAAAAAAAGCUAUAAUCUCAUUGGCUCAUAUGAUUUCAUAAAUCAGUAAACCUCCCUCUCCCUGCUUUCCCAGCAUUCAUCAUUUUGCCAUCUAAGUGCAUGGUUAAAAAGACAUCAACCAUCAGGCCGUUUGUCUCUGUGAUGCAAGCUGCGUGCUUAGGCUCCAGAGGUGGCCCUAUUGCCUGGAUCUAUUUCCCGAUGUACCGGUAAACAUUUUAAUCACUAAUCAGACGGCCUAUUACAAUGGAUGCCAACCACGGCCAUCAGCGGGAAUGGGAAAAUUAUGCAGUGGAGCGGCAGAGAUCAGUGAGCCGGUUGCUCCCUUGCCUCUAAGUGACUUCAGAUGGAUAGCACGGGGCCAUUAUGCAAAUUGUGAGAAUUAGAAGUACAUUAAACAUGCAAAUGCAAAUAUUCAACCACCAAUAAUCACCAAGCAGGGCCAACUGAAACACCUAUGUGGAACAUUAUCUAGCUUGUAACAUUCCUCAAAGCCUAGAGAAAAGCCAACUUUAUUCUGCUCAUGAUUCUGUUAGCCUCAUAAUUGGUAAUGGAACCCAGUCCACUUAUUGCAUUAUGGUGCCAGACCAGGGCUCACACUGUACAUCAAUACCAGUAGAGACACUGCAGAGGGGAGAAUAUGUUGCAGGGAGCUCAAGUUAAAUGAAUCUUCUCUCAGGAAACACAGGUUAGCAAGAAUAAUUCAGAUGGAAACGACGUUCCAGAAAAGGAGGUUUCAAUUUGAGGAAAAAAAUGUAUAUUAAAGGUUGUACAUUUACAGAAAAAGCAACUUAAUCUCAUUUUUUUUAUUUUAUAUGAUUGUUAAAGCUGAUAAUAUGAGAGAUAUUAGUAUCAGGAGGGUAGAGAAACCAAAACAGAGCGAAAAUGAGAGAGAAUAUCGGAAUUACAUUCAUCAGGUAGAGACAAAUAUGACGCAAGUGUGUGUUUAUUUCCUGUGCUUGUUGCACUGGCCGAAGGUUCAAAAUUCAAUUUAUAUAAAUAAAUGUAUGCAGUUUUAAGUACAAUGUGUAUAUUUGCAGGGCCUAAAGACAGUCCCAGUUAUUUAUGGCUAUGUGAAAACUGAUAAUAAAUAAUACAUCAAUGCUUUCAGCAUCUGUAGAGCUUUGACAGUUUUGUCAAAGUUUAUUAAAGAUUCAACUUUUAUUCAA